UUCCCGGUUUGUUUUUCUGGGUUUCUUCAUUCAACCAGAUUAAAAUUUAUCGUACAAUGGCUUCGGUCAUUGUCAGCGGUCAGAGACCUCUCCAGAAUGCCAUGCGACUCGUAAGGGUGGCUAUUCAGUUGGAUACGGGUAACAGACAUAAGGAGGCUUACUGUGAAUACUUAAAAAGUAUCAACUACAUCUCACAUGCCCUACUUCAGGAUGCAGCAUGUAAAGCUGAGGGAGAGAUGGAGGACCUGGAAGUGGAGAAGAUGGUGAAGCUUGUUGAACAAUGUCUAGAGAGAGUGAAAUCCUGCAUAGGGAAACGGAAUGACACAUCUGAUCCUGACUCGUCAGCCACACCGGUUCACGGAACCCCACUCACACAGAUCACUGCUCAUGUUUUGAAUGUUGUAGCCAGUCCCACAAAGUCAGAUGAAACAGCGAUGGAGUCAAAGACCCAAAGUAAACCAAGCUCCAGACAUCGCAGGGUGCUCUCAGAAGGUGAAGGGGCAGGAUGCCCUUUCUUGCCCCCCGAGGUCUUCCAGAAGCUGCAAAUAGUGGAUUCUCAAGACAGCAAAAAGGAAUUAACGCCUAUUGAGGAGGCUUCACGUCUGAACCAGAAACUAAAGGCAAAUUAUGAGGCACGUCUGGCAAGGCUUGCCCCGAGUCAAGCCACACAAAAAACCUCACUAACCCUCUCUCUCCAGAGACAGAUGAUGGAGAACCUCAUCAUAGCAAGAGCCAGACAGGAUGCUCUCCAGAGAAAGAUGGAAGAGAGGAGACUCAGACUGCAGGAGCAAGCUAACAGGAGGUUUUCGUCUUCAGGAACGUUGACACCUGAGGAACAGGAGCAACGGGUUCUGUAUGCAAAUAUACUGGAAUAUGAACAAGAUAAUGAGUGGCCUAAAGUUUGGAAAGCUAACCUGAAAAAGAACCCGAACGAUGCAACUUUAGUUUCAGGUCUUGUCACCUACCUUUUGAGCUGCCCAGAUCAUCCAGUAAUGAAACUUUUGAAAAAGCUCCAAUAUCAAGUGUAUAACAAGCUGUAUCCUAUAGUGAGCCAGAGUGUCCCCUCCAGCCCACUGCCUGGUCGCUCUCUGUCCUUAAAACCCUCCCGCAGUGCCCAGAGCCUGCUCUUCACUGACAGCCCCAAAGGUCAGCUCAAAUCUGGCCUGGUCCACAGCCUGUCGGAUGCAUCCAUUUCACUCUCGCUGGUUCACGACCUCAAUACCACAGACACAGAACCUGAGCUGGAUUCGGAAGAACCCGUGACUCCAGCCCCUCCAGACCGAGAGAACUCCUUUGAGGAUCUGGAGCAGUUUCUGGCUCAGUUGGGCUGGAAUCCUUAUCAGAGUGCUGAUGAGACAGUCUCAUAUGUGACCUGUGACUCAACCCACGGCGACUUGGAAGUUCACGUCCUGGGCCUGGAGGAACGAGCUUUGAAGGAACAUCUGAAAGCCAUAGUAAAAGACAUUCACAAUGCCAUUGAUCGUCUGUUGUCUCUGUGCCUGCUCUCUUUUGAAUGUCUGAACACCGCAAGUGCCAAAGACCACUGUGUAGCGAGCAUAGAGGAGGUGUUUUUUACCCCGAUCUGGAGCCCUCUACUGGCACUAUUUAGGAGGGUGCACCAGGAGCGAGAGCUAGCUUUUGAAAGCAGCGUUCAACUUUACCGUAAUGCCUCACCUGGUGAUAUUGGUGUGGCAUCCAAACUGUACCCCAAAAACUCAGCUCUCCUGCAUGGUUCCUACCCUUACGAGUCAGCAGUGCAGGAGUUGAGAUUGCUGUGUAGAGACUACAGUCCACAGAGGAAGUUGGAAUGCAUAGUGCGAACCCUGAGACUCAUCUGUGCCUGUGCAGAGCACUACCGGCUCCUUCAAGAGAAUGAUCCGUCGCCCAAAACGGCUGCCAUAGGAGCAGAUGACCUCUUGCCCAUCUUGUCCUUUGUGGCCUUGCGUACUGAACUUCCUCAGCUAGUCUCUGAAUGUGCUGCACUGGAAGAGUUCAUCCAUGAGGGGUAUCUGAUUGGAGAGGAGGGGUACUGCCUAACCUCAAUGCAGAGUGCAUUAACAUAUGUGGAGUCACUUCAUUUAGGUGGAAUUGUGCAGCAGGCUGCCAAGCCCACCUGAGACGGUAAUAAAGAGAUGCAUGUUCAACAGACCACAUCCUCCUCUACUCAGUCUUUCAGCCCAGAGAGUGAACUCCUCAUCCAUUUCAGGGCUCUGUAAGACGUACACAUCCAUCUUCCGUUCUUCAGGGACUGUGGAGCAGGUUACACAAAGUGACUCGAGAGCUCACCGUCAGAGCCUGGUGAGCCCAGAGUCCUACUGUGUUGGAGAGCUAGGUCCCAAAUCACUGUGAAAGACUGCUCGGGUUAGCGGAGUGGAAUGAAAUUGAUGUUAUGAGGGAAUUGGUUGGAGCAGUCGUCACAUUUAAUGGAGACAUGGAAUGAAAUCAAAUGGCGUGCUUAAUUUUUAUUCUCUGUUCACCCUUUUUAAUUGCCUCAUAAUGCCAUUGUUCAGAAUGUUUUAGUAAGAAUGAAUGGAACACUAAAGCACUGCAGGUAUUUUCUGUCUUAAAACGAACUAGGUUAACAUAGAGAAGUAGGACAGCAGUAGUUCUGUGAAAUAUGUUUUGUGCACUGAUGCUUGAAGAGAUUGCAACUCAUGGCAGGGAGAACUUUAGUUUUAAUUGAGCAAUUUCCAGCAAUAUUUUUUGAUUAUGUACCUGGGCAAGAAGAAAAAGAGCCUGUUAAACAUAUGCCAAUUAGGAACAGAGAGAGGACUUUAUUUGGAAUCGUUUGUCCUAGUUCUCAGUAGUAGUAAACAGGAUGAAAAAUGAGAGAGGUUGCAUUGAACUCCUCCUGCCUUUAUUCUCAAGCCAACCCUUUUCUUUCCAUUUCAUCACCUCAUUGUGUGCUUGCAGUGCACAGUUCCUCUGAAUUUUUCUUCAUAUGCUUUGAUUAAUAUUAGGGAGUCAAUUAUGCAUAGGUUGGGAAAAGACAAGAUGUUUAGUAAGUGGUUUUUUGGAGCCAGCCUAGGCUUCAUCCUGAACUGAAGAGUUCAGUGGGCACUUUAAUGAAAAACACUGUUGUAGAAGGAGACAGAUCAGCAAGCUUCAAUAGCAGUAAAUAAAUCUCUGGGCAAUAUCCCACCUUCCCAGAAUCAGCACUGCUGUUGAUGCUCAGACCUUUUAGUACAUGAAAUGCUCAGCCAAGACUUUCUGACUUCAGUGCAAGGUGCUGCUGAAAACGCACUGCAGUACAUUAUAUAUGCUGCUUGUGAACUUUGCACUUUUCACCAUCUUUUAUUCUGUUUACUCUGGUGAUAAUGUGAAAAUAUGUUCUUUAUUCCUUUAGUGUUCUAAUGCACUGUUUGACUUUUAAAUUUGGCUGAAGUCUCUAAUGGCCUUACUAUUUCAUGUUUUAUAGAAUGUUAAGAGCCAAAACAGCAGUUUCACCAUUAAAAAAAUAAACCUAACUAAUUUGAGUAUGCCGUUUAAUAUCUGUUUCCUUAUGGAAAAGUAAAAUUUUAUGCUUUUAUGUGACACUAUUUAGAUGUUUAAAUAUGUUUUACGCUCUGUUUCAAAGAUGCAAAUGAGUUUAAAAAGAAUAUGGGAGGAAGAAAAAAGUUAAAGAAAUUUAAACAUUGCUGUACCACCUCUCUACUGUCUGUAUUAACUGCAAAAAAUCUUCUAGAAUUGUGUAUAUAAAUAUAUGUAUCUAUUUGUGUCCACUAAUGUGACUGUUGUACUUCAUGUAGACUCUACUGCAGUCUUCAAAGAUGUUUGCUACUGAUAAGCUUUUAAUGUGUAUGUGCGUAUAGGAGAAUGAGUGGGAGUGUAUGGCCGGUGUUGGAUUUUCUAACAAUAAAGACUUAAGAAACCA
Messenger RNA from Pygocentrus nattereri (red-bellied piranha), 3874 nucleotides. It is a transcript of the gene vps9d1, whose product is annotated as VPS9 domain containing 1. The record is from RefSeq and is a predicted model, not a curated record. Gene Ontology annotation, biological process: vesicle-mediated transport. The transcript is spliced from 16 exons. The coding region runs from base 57 to 2117 and encodes 686 amino acids. Gene Ontology annotation, cellular component: endocytic vesicle; cytosol. Lineage: Eukaryota; Metazoa; Chordata; Actinopteri; Characiformes; Serrasalmidae. Gene Ontology annotation, molecular function: small GTPase binding; guanyl-nucleotide exchange factor activity.